Molecule: messenger RNA, 1247 nt
Organism: Eutrema salsugineum
Lineage: Eukaryota; Viridiplantae; Streptophyta; Magnoliopsida; Brassicales; Brassicaceae
Product: ethylene-responsive transcription factor ABI4
Exons: 1
Coding region: 78-1052 (324 amino acids)
Biological process (GO): positive regulation of DNA-templated transcription; response to stress
Cellular component (GO): nucleus
Molecular function (GO): DNA-binding transcription factor activity; transcription cis-regulatory region binding
Source: RefSeq, a predicted model, not a curated record
UCUUGAUUCGUCCUCUCCAUUUUUCUCAAUUUCUUUAAUCUCUCUCUCUCUUCCUUCUUCUUCCUCUUUCUUCAUCUAUGGACCCUUUACCUUCCCAAAAACACCAUCUUGACGACGAUAAUCUUCAUCAACAAACCCUAACCAACAAUCCUCAAUCCUCCGAUUCAACCACCACCACCACCGACUCAACCUCCUCCGCUCAACAACGCAAACGCAAAGGCAAAGGAGGUCCAGACAACUCCAAGUUUCGUUACCGUGGCGUCCGACAAAGAAGCUGGGGCAAAUGGGUCGCCGAGAUCCGUGAGCCACGUAAACGCACUCGAAAGUGGCUUGGUACUUUCGCCACAGCCGAAGACGCCGCACGUGCCUACGACCGAGCCGCCGUUUUCCUCUACGGGUCACGUGCUCAACUCAACUUAUCACCUUCCUCUCCUACCUCCGUGUCUUCCACUUCCUCCUCCUCCGUCUCCGCCUCUUCCACCUCUCCUUCCUCUUCCUCUUCCUCCACUCAAACCCUAAGACCUCUCCUCCCUCGUCCCUCCGCCUCCGGAGCCUCCGCUUUUGGUCCUUACGGUCUCCCUUUAACCAACAACAACAUCUUCCUUUCUGGUGGGCCUUCUAUGUUAUGCCCUAGUUAUGGUCUUUUCUCACACCAACAACAACAACAACAACAACAAAGUCAGAUGACGCAAGUGGGACAAUUCCAUCAGCAACAGUUUCAGAAUCUUCAACCUAGUAAUAACAGUAACAAGAUCGGUGACGUGGAGCUCACAGAUGUUCCCGUGGUCAAUUCGACGUCGUUUCAUCAAGAGGUGGCGUUAGGGCAAGAACAAAGAGGGUGUAAUAAUAAGAUGGAAGAUUUGAACUCUCUGGCUGGUUCGGUUGGUUCGAGUUUGUCAAUAUCUACGGCUGUUGUUGAUCCGGUUGGUUCUAUGGGUAUGGAUACGAUUGGAGAUGUAUCUUCGACGGUUUGGCCUUUUGGUGGAGAAGACGAGUAUAGUCAUUGGGGGAAUAUUUGGGAUUUUGUUGAUCCCUUCUUGCUUGACUUUUGACUUUGAACCCUUUUUUUUCCAUCGGAAUUCUAUUGAUUGUUUUGGGGAAUACGAUGAGGCAACUUAAAGGUCAGUCAAAGAGCAUUGGAGAUUCUGAGGAUUCAUUGUUGAAAGGAAUCAAGGAGACUACAUUCGUUGAGGAGCUUUUUGCAUGCAAAAUUUUGGAGGAUUUUUUUUUCUUAAACAUAUAGAGAU